CUGGGAUUCCCAAGCCGUCUCCGAUCCGAGUUCUUACCAGGUUCGACGUUGCUUGACUUGCGAGAUCGGACUUAAUAACAUUAUCGAGUUGACCGUUAUCUCUGUCAAUCUACAAGCAAACCUUCCAAGACAUUCGGACUGUCGAGACAGGCAAAUUCACUCUGCUCUCCUACUACUGAUUGAAAAUGAUCAGAACACAAAAAAAACCAAGCGUGAACAACAUCCAACAGGGGCUACCCAUUACUCCUAG
Auanema sp. JU1783 is the source of this 250-nucleotide messenger RNA. The record is from the annotation of a GenBank genome assembly. NCBI's taxonomy places the organism in Eukaryota, Metazoa, Nematoda, Chromadorea, Rhabditida, Rhabditidae.